Messenger RNA from Rotaria sp. Silwood1, 1152 nucleotides. The record is from the annotation of a GenBank genome assembly. NCBI's taxonomy places the organism in Eukaryota, Metazoa, Rotifera, Eurotatoria, Philodinida, Philodinidae.
AUGGAGUCAGUUAAGAAUUCUGGAUCGACUAUCGUGACUAGUCAUUCGUUGAGAAAGUACGAAACUCGACAUAUUGCACCGAUCACAAUACAAUUAAAAGAAAUUUUUGGUCAUUAUGAGACAGGAGAAAUUAUUUUAUGCAAUGCACCAGAUUUUAGUAAUUCAGAAAUUCCCGAAGUAGAUAUUGUAAAUGGUGUAGCAGUUAUUGAAGCUCUCAAAGAAUGCAGAAGUAUCAAGAUACUAGCUUUAUCAAGCUGUGACAGCUUAGUUGAUCGAGAACGUGGUAUUCUUAAAUUGAUACGUACGUUAAUCGAUAUGGUGGAUGGAAUAGAACAUAGACUAGAUAGUAUUUGUUAUGGAUUUACAAAAUGUCCUGUGAUGGCAGAUAUUAAUGCUUUGUUAGUAGAUUUAAAAAGUUCAACAGUGGAUGCUUUCUCAGAAUCUGAUAGUGUAUUGAUGACAGUACUAUUGGACAUGAUUGAGAAAACUGUAAAUGGUGCUGCUCUAAAAAUAGAUCCUAUUGAUGGUGAUCCGAAAGAACUAAUUAAAAAAUUUAAGCAUAUUCAUGGUAUUGCGUAUCCAGGAGAAGUUUUUCGAUUUUCGAUAAGACUUCGUUCUAUUGAAGUUUGUAUAGAUGCUGAUAGUUUUUGUCAAGCUGAGAAAAUCAUGGACAAUCUUAGUUGUGCACAACGAGAAUUAGCCGAUAUUUGCACAUCGGAUUCGGUUUCUAAGAAAAGUGAAGAACUAAGAAAAAAGUUCGAUAAUAUAGUUAGUACUAUAUCAAAUCGUUAUGACUCUUUAGAUGUCGAAGAUUAUUCGUUUCAUUCACCUAAAGAUCUUUUAAAGAAAUUAGAGUUGGUUGAAUCACGUGGUGGGACAAGAUAUCAUCAAAUUCGUAUGACUGUAUUGCGAAAAAUUCGGCAAAAUUUUAGUCUGGCUAUAGAAAAACUCCUUGAUACGCCUUUGGAUGAACGUCCUGCAAAAAUGCGUUCUUUAAAUUGUGCAUUAUGUUUUUUACCAGAAGAAUUACAAACAUCAUUCAAAUUGCAACUUGAUGAAUUCAGUCAAUUAUUUACUGAUGAAGAGAAAAUGCGAAGAGUUAAUCUAAAAACUUAUUCAAAAACUGGCACUACAACAUAUCCCUCAUCGUAA